Puntigrus tetrazona (Sumatra barb) is the source of this 588-nucleotide messenger RNA. Its product is annotated as olfactory receptor 2A25-like. Bases 1 to 588 code for a protein of 195 amino acids. Gene Ontology annotation, cellular component: membrane. Gene Ontology annotation, biological process: G protein-coupled receptor signaling pathway. Lineage: Eukaryota; Metazoa; Chordata; Actinopteri; Cypriniformes; Cyprinidae. The record is from RefSeq and is a predicted model, not a curated record. Gene Ontology annotation, molecular function: olfactory receptor activity. The transcript has a single exon.
AUGGAAAAUGGAACAUAUUUUUACUUGAUGUUGUUUGAAAAUAUUGGGUACAUAAGAUAUGCUUUCUUCGGUUUGGGAUCGAUUCUGUAUUGUGCUAUUGUAUUAUUCAAUGCCCUCAUUAUUCUUGCAAUUUUUCUGGAAAGGACAUUGCACCAGCCAAUGUAUAUUUUGAUAUUGUGUUUAUCCGUCAACUCUGUGUUUGGUACAGCUGCUUUCUUCCCAAGGUUACUGGCAGACUUACUGUCUGAUACACACUCGGUCUCCCGUGAAGCAUGCAUCUUACAGGCGUUUGUCAUUUAUUCAUAUGCAUCAAAUGAAAACACAAUAUUAAUGUUAAUGGCAUUUGACAGGUAUGUAGCAAUCUGUAAACCAUUACAAUACAGCAACAUAAUGACACCCAAGAUUUUAUCUGUCUUAAUAGCGAUAAGCUGGAUCUAUCCAAUGCUUUGUGUUGGUAUUGCUGGUAUAUUAAAUGCCAGACUCACAAUGUGUGGUAACAAACUGUGGAAGGUGUACUGUCACAACUGGGAAAUCGUCAAGCUUUCUUGCAUAAACACUAUCGUGAAUAAUGUUUUGGCUUUUUCAUAG